AAAGAAAAAGGCAAUCAGAGAGAGAGAAGCAAACAAAGGCAGCGAAGUCUUUCUUUCUUUCUCUGUAGCUGCUGGUCUUUCUUUUGGUAGGGGAGAGAAGGCAAAACAGCAAAAGGCAAAAAGGCUUAAAAUCUCUUUCACUCUUUCAUUAGUGAUGUCUGUGAACAACAAUAAUCCCCCCAAGAGCCUGGGGGCGUCUUCGUCGCCCUUUGGUAAUGCGGGGAUGGUAGCUCCAUCUAUGGCUGGAAACCCUGCAUUCUCACAAGCACAGGCACAACUUAGUGCUGGUUUUCAAGCUCAGUUUCAGCUAUCGCAAGCUCAGGCCCUUGCCCAGGCUCAGGCUCAGUCAAAAGCACAUGCUCAUGCUCAAGCUCAAGCACAGGUAGCUCAUGCCCAAUUCCAAGCACACCUACAAGCUCAAGGGUUGUCCCUUAACCAGUCUCAGAAUGCGGGCAUUGGGAAUUUAGGUUCGUCUUCGCCGUCCAUGUCUACUCCUGGCAGUGCAAAGAGGAUCCUUCAAAAGCCCCCUGUGCGUCCUCCUGGUGUUCCUAUGACAAACACAAUGUCCCCUUUGAGAACAAUGGAACUUACACCUGCUGCACGUAGAAAGAAGCAGAAGCUUCCUGAGAAACAGCUACAGGAUAGAGUGGCAGCGAUUCUUCCUGAAUCUGCUUUGUACACCCAGCUUCUUGAGUUUGAGGCUCGUGUUGAUGCUGCAUUAGCUCGGAAAAAAGUUGACAUCCAGGAAGCGCUUAAGAACCCACCUUGUGUUCAGAAAACUCUUCGAAUAUAUGUUUUCAACACAUUUGCUAAUCAGAUUAAGACAAUUCCAAAGAAGCCUAAUGCAGAGCCCCCUAUGUGGACCCUUAAGAUUAUUGGGAGAAUCUUGGAAGAUGGGGUAGAUCCAGAUCAGCCUGGGUUUGUUCAAAAAACAAAUCCCUUGUACCCAAAGUUUUCAUCUUUCUUCAAGAAAGUGACAAUUUCCUUGGACCAGAGACUAUAUCCGGAGAAUCAUAUCAUUAUAUGGGAGCAUGCCCGAUCACCUGCACCUCAUGAAGGUUUUGAGGUGAAGAGAAAAGGGGAUAAGGAAUUCACUGUGAAUAUACGAUUGGAAAUGAAUUAUGUACCUGAGAAGUUCAAGCUUUCUUCAGCUUUGAUGGAAGUCCUUGGUAUUGAGGUUGAUACGCGACCCAGAAUAAUUGCUGCAAUUUGGCAUUAUGUAAAGGCUAGAAAACUUCAGAACCCAAAUGAUCCAUCUUUCUUUAAUUGUGAUGCACAACUUCAGAAGGUUUUUGGGGAGGACAGAGUGAAAUUCACCAUGGUAUCGCAAAAGAUAUCACAGCAUUUGUCUUCACCACCACCCAUACAUUUGGAGCAUAAGAUCAAACUUUCUGGGAAUGGUCCUGUUGGAACUGCAUGCUAUGAUGUGUUAGUUGAUGUGCCCUUUCCUAUACAGAGGGAAUUGUCUGCUCUGUUGGCAAAUGCAGAGAAGAGCAAAGAGAUUGAUGCUUGCGAUGAAGCAAUAUGUGCUGCCAUUAGAAAAAUUCAUGAGCACCGUAGAAGGCGUGCAUUUUUUCUAGGGUUCAGUCAAUCACCAGGUGAAUUUAUUAAUGCUUUAAUUGAGUCUCAGAGCCGGGAUCUGAAAUUGGUAGCUGGAGAAGCUAGUCGAAGUGUUGAAAGGGAGCGGCGUUCAGAUUUCUUCAACCAACCAUGGGUUGAAGAUGCUGUUAUCCGCUAUCUGAAUCGCAAGCCAGCAGCAGGAAGUGAUGCCCCAGGAAGCACAUGAAUGAUGGAUGGCCUGCAAUGUUUUGUUAAUGAUUUGAAUCAUGUAGCAACUGUAGACCAUUCCUUUAAUGGAGGUAGAAUUGUAAUGUUGUUGGAUGGUGAUUCAGAGGGAUGUAGAAACAGGAAGUAGCAUGUUUAGACAUAAUUAUGAUCAAACUUAAUAACAAAAAAAAAAAUAGAAAUUAGCCAGAUAGUUUUUGUUUUGUUCAAUUUGUAAUUUAUAAAUGGUGGACUCCUGGGCCUGGCAUCUUUCAUGGUUUGACUUUAGUGUUCCUUUCUUGUUUAUAUCAUGGAAAUGCAAAUGGUAUCCUUGAAUGUAGAUUUUCUAAUUA
Messenger RNA from Theobroma umbraticum, 2117 nucleotides. The record is from RefSeq and is a predicted model, not a curated record. Lineage: Eukaryota; Viridiplantae; Streptophyta; Magnoliopsida; Malvales; Malvaceae.